GCGCGAGCGGAGAGGGGCGUGGCAGGCCUGGGGCGGGGCCUGAGUGCGCCUGCGCAGUCCGCGCCCCACUCAGGGAGGAGGAGGCAACGCGCGGGAGGAAAGAUGGAAGACUAUCAGGCUGCGGAGGAGACUGCUUUUGUUGUGGAUGAAGUGAGCAACAUUGUAAAAGAGGCUAUAGAAAGCGCAAUUGGUGGUAACGCUUAUCAACACAGCAAAGUGAACCAAUGGACCACAAAUGUAGUAGAACAAACUUUAAGCCAACUCACCAAGCUGGGAAAACCAUUUAAAUACAUUGUGACCUGUGUAAUUAUGCAGAAGAAUGGCGCGGGAUUACACACAGCAAGUUCCUGCUUCUGGGACAGCUCCACUGACGGGAGCUGCACCGUGCGAUGGGAGAAUAAGACCAUGUACUGCAUCGUCAGCGCCUUCGGACUGUCUAUUUGACCUGCAGUCCAGCCUAUGACCUUUCUCCUUUGUCUCUAGUUCAUCCUCUAAACACCAGCCAUGAAUUCAGUGAACUCUUUUCUCGUUCUCUUUAAGUGUGUUUUGUGGCACUCUCAAAAUGUAGAGAAAAAAAAACCAAAUGACCACACUGUGACGUGAACCGCACCGAAGUCAGAUGAGUCUCCCUGCAGGUCACCGGCAGCCUGUGUUGCCACUUGUCUUAACUCUGAAUAUUUCUUUUCAAAGGUGCUAAAAUCUGAAAUCUGCUAGUGUGAAACUUGCUUUACUCUCUGAAAUGAUUCAAAUACACUAAUUUUCCAUACUUUAUACUUUUGUUAGAAUAAAUUAUCCAAAUCUAAA
Messenger RNA from Callithrix jacchus (white-tufted-ear marmoset), 804 nucleotides. It is a transcript of the gene DYNLT1, whose product is annotated as dynein light chain Tctex-type 1. Gene Ontology annotation, cellular component: cytoplasm; cytoplasmic dynein complex. The record is from RefSeq and is a predicted model, not a curated record. Gene Ontology annotation, molecular function: dynein intermediate chain binding. NCBI's taxonomy places the organism in Eukaryota, Metazoa, Chordata, Mammalia, Primates, Cebidae. Gene Ontology annotation, biological process: microtubule-based movement.